ACCGAAUCCUGGCGGUUGAUUUGUUUACGUCGUUUCAGUCUGCAGACUGCAGCUGAACUCCAACUCAGAGUUAAGUCUGCUCAUCGUGUUUGUAUCUACGAGCUAUUAAGGUCGUGCUGUGACUAUUGUUUAUAUUGAAGAAUUCUAAAACAUUACUUUGAAUAAGAUAUUUCUUGGUACGUUGAGCGAACCAACAUGGAGAGAAGCGCUGCUGACUCCCCUUUAAAGACACUGCUUGCCAGCCCAUCGCCACGGAUGUCUACUUCUAGCAACACAUCGCAGCUUUCCAAGAUUCCUCCACAAUGCAGUAUGGUAAUGCAAGUUCCAAUGCCCUCGGGACCACAAGAAGCCAUUAAUUCAGUACAAGUGAGAAACUGUGUAGCGACUGUCAGCCUCGGAUGUGAACUAAACUUACAGACGAUCAACUUCCGAACCCGAAACUCUGAAUAUAAUCCUUCCCGCUUUCAUGGUGUUGUGAUGAGGAUACGAGAUCCUCGCUGUACUGCACUGGUGUUCCGCUCGGGAAAAAUCGUCUGCACCGGUGCUCGUAACGAGCAUGAUGCCAACCUUGCCGCUCGGAAGUUCGCCCGUAUCAUCCAGAAGAUCGGCUACAGUGUGCGGUUUCUGGAUUUCAAAGUUCAAAACUUGGUUGCCACAGUAGACCUACGAUUUCCAAUUCGGCUGGAAAACCUAAAUCAAGUCCACGGACAGUUCAGUUCUUACGAACCUGAGCUCUUUCCGGGGCUUAUCUAUCGAAUGGUAAAGCCACGCGUAGUGCUGUUGAUAUUCGUUAAUGGUAAAAUAGUUUUCACCGGGGCCAAAUCCGAGCGGGAAAUCACCGAUAGUUUAGAGAAUAUUUAUCCCAUAUUGCAGAGCUUUCGGAAAAAUUAGUUACGUUUAUUUAUCAAGCAUAUAUGUUGCAAUUUCUGCACCAUCGAAACAAGAAGAAGCUGUUUCGGGUGUUGAAACAUACUUCAUAAUCGGUUUAUUUUAAGGAAAAACUGUCGCAUUAACGAUGUAAGUCAUUCAUCUGCAGUCGAUAUUAUCUAUGUUGUGCUUUUUGUUUCAAUAGAUUAUAAGAAAAAUUGUAACUGAAAUCGUUCGGACUAAUUUAUUUCAGACAAAUAUUUCCCUGAUUUCAUAUUUAUAUUUUAAACAA
Wyeomyia smithii (pitcher-plant mosquito) is the source of this 1159-nucleotide messenger RNA. RefSeq names its product TBP-related factor. Gene Ontology annotation, molecular function: RNA polymerase II general transcription initiation factor activity; DNA binding. Lineage: Eukaryota; Metazoa; Arthropoda; Insecta; Diptera; Culicidae. The coding region runs from base 196 to 891 and encodes 231 amino acids. The transcript has 3 exons. Gene Ontology annotation, biological process: DNA-templated transcription initiation. The record is from RefSeq and is a predicted model, not a curated record.